Molecule: messenger RNA, 345 nt
Organism: Notothenia coriiceps (black rockcod)
Lineage: Eukaryota; Metazoa; Chordata; Actinopteri; Perciformes; Nototheniidae
Product: WD repeat-containing protein 65-like
Exons: 3
Source: RefSeq, a predicted model, not a curated record
CCAUCAUGUCAAGCUGGAAAAUGACAAGUGGCCAUGAAGAAGAUGAAAGACUCUGGUGUGGAUGAAGGUGUCUCCGUUCCUCGCAUCACAGCCAUUCUGUCUUACUCUAAAGGCUUUAUAUGCUCUUAUGGUGCCGGCACUGCUUGUCUCUUUGAAAAGACAAAGGAGGACGGUUAUAGAAGGACAAGAGACAUACGGAUCCCAGCAGACAACAGUGAUCUGACCCCGGCUGAGAGUCAGCUGAUUGACACGAUGUGUUUGAGUCCAUCAGAGGAGACUCUGGUCCUCAGCACCGACAGAGGACAGCUGUACAGCUUCAGCCUGUCCUCUCUGGACAUCAACAAG